AAAUUAGGGAAAAAAACAGGAAUAUUCUAAAAAGGGAAAAAUAUUACAACAAUACUGUGGGCCGGCCCAAUGAACAUUUGUACAGCCCAAAAGGAAAAUAUUACAAAAAUACCACUUGCCCUUACCUUCAGCCGCACGUCACAAACGGAGAGGAUGAAUGAAGCUCCAUCGAUGCAGUCGGCCACGCAACCAUAAUGAAACCAGAUCGAACGUAAAACAGCUGUAAAUCCCGUCGAAUUUCAAUAGGAAACGAUCAAAUCCAACGAUCUAAACAUAAAUUUUUUUAAAAAAAGAGCAGGACAACCGUGGAGAAACUGAAAUUCAACAUUUGAUUUCGGUUUUUAUAGUGCAAUAUCACUCAAACGAUCGUCGAAAAUUCAGAUUGAAGCAAUGUAAAUCUGUAUUGAACAGAUCUGGAGCUCCCCCUCAAAUCCAAAAAAAAGGUAUGAACUGAAUUUUUUUUUCAACAAUGAUACACAACAUUUUUAGUUGCAUUCUGGUUGAUUCAAUGGUGUGCAACAGGCAAUUCAUAUGGUAAAACCAAUAAACAAGAACUGAUUCUGAUUAAGGAAACAAGGGAUACUAAUAACUUUUUUUUAAUUUUUUUUGCGUUGGCUUACAGUUGCAUUAUCGUUUGAAAAUGGUUUAGAAAUCAUGAAGAAGUGUUAUAUGACAAGUACCAAGAGCUAGCAUAUAUACAAGGAAUUUAUUGUGGAAAAGAUAGAGGACAGAACAGUUUGAGAAAUGGAAUCAGGACAGGAAAUACAAUGCUUGAACAAAGGAACAGAGAUAGAAGAAAGGAAAGACAUUCCAUUCCUAGUCUUCUACAAUGGAAAAUUCGAUGAUCGAAUGAAUUAUGAAAAUUAUGAAGCCAGUGGACACUACAUUUCUGCCAAUUGUAACUAUGAAGAUUUGCAACAGAAACUCAAAGAUGCCCUGGAAUGCAACCAAGAAAACACUGUUUUGCAACUGAAAUAUCAAGUGAAGGAAGGAUACCAACCAUUGAGGAUAAAGGAUGAUCAAAGCCUGCAUUUCUACAUACAACUCAAACUGAAAGACCCCGACUUCACAACAUACCCAAUGUGUGUGAAUGUCAUCAACAACCCAACAACAACCAUCGAUGCAACAUUCUUUGGAAAUGACAAUUCAUUAAUUACACAUAGAAGCGCCUUCCAACCAAUCGAAUACAAUGCAGCAACAACAGAAGACUCAACAAAUCAACAACAUAUAAUUGAAGCAAGAGUACUGGAAUUUGGGGAAGAAAGUUUUGACUUCAUGGACUAUGCAAAACUUGUGGCAGAGGAAAUGGUUGAGCAACUGGAAAACAACAGAAAAAAAGGAACCAUAAAUCACAGAUUAUGACGAACUACUAAUCACAGAUCCGCAUCAUCCUGAAAUAGAAGAAGCACAAAUAUACAAAGACAAAGAAACACUGCAGAGUGUGCUUGGUUUCUAUGCAAUUAGGAACAACUUCCAAUUCAGAGUUAAAAAAUCAUGUGCAAGAACAUACAAGAUUUGUUGUUUGGAUCCAAAAUGCAAGUGGGCACUAACAGCAUCCAGAAACGGGCCAACAAAGUCAUUCAUCAUUCGAAAGUACGACAGAAAGGUGAUACACACUUGUGAUCUAAACAUCAGAUUUGCCGACAAGAGACAAGCUACAACGAAAUUGAUUGGAAACUACAUCAAGCCACGGUUCACCAACAUAAAAACAACUCAAACGCCACAA
Cannabis sativa is the source of this 1726-nucleotide messenger RNA. RefSeq lists its product as uncharacterized. NCBI's taxonomy places the organism in Eukaryota, Viridiplantae, Streptophyta, Magnoliopsida, Rosales, Cannabaceae. The transcript has 4 exons. The coding region runs from base 745 to 1362 and encodes 205 amino acids. The record is from RefSeq and is a predicted model, not a curated record.